Messenger RNA from Pochonia chlamydosporia 170, 435 nucleotides. RefSeq lists its product as hypothetical. The transcript has a single exon. The record is from RefSeq and is a predicted model, not a curated record. Lineage: Eukaryota; Fungi; Ascomycota; Sordariomycetes; Hypocreales; Clavicipitaceae. The coding region runs from base 1 to 435 and encodes 144 amino acids.
AUGCUUUCUCGACUAUGUUCUAUGUUGCAGCCACCCCCGGCUGAAGAUGAGACUGUUCACCCACUGGACUUCGGGCCAUUGCGAGCUCCAGGCAACGCAACGAAGACACCGCCGCAGACUCAUCAUGCCAGAUCUGGUCUAAAUCUCCCUCCUCCAUCCUUCUCCCUUCAAGAAGAAAAGCAAAAGAAAGCCGCCCAGCAUCAAUACCGGCAGGUUUUAGACGAAUUCGCGGAGACUUCUCACAAAAUACUGCGUGAGAUCGAUUCUUUAGCGGCCGAGAUGGAACAGCUCCGACACGCAACUGAAGCACGGAGCAAGCCGCUUAAGCCGAGAACAGCGCGAUCUCCUCAGCCCGGAGGUACGACCAUAGCUCAAGGGCAGGCUCCCCAGGCUCAAAGGGACGUUGAGGAGCAGGUGCAGGUAGCUUUUCGGUAA